Molecule: messenger RNA, 1429 nt
Organism: Alternaria rosae
Lineage: Eukaryota; Fungi; Ascomycota; Dothideomycetes; Pleosporales; Pleosporaceae
Product: 2-nitropropane dioxygenase
Exons: 1
Coding region: 242-1291 (349 amino acids)
Molecular function (GO): nitronate monooxygenase activity
Source: RefSeq, a predicted model, not a curated record
AUCGAGUCGAGCUAAGAUGCCUCGGCUUAUGCACCCACGUUUUCCCCGCAAAACCCCUGGCAGUCGAUGGCAGCAGGCACGGCCGCUAUUUAGCAUCCACAUUCCCAUACUCACCAUGCGGUUACAUAUAGCUUCAUUGUUGCCAGAAGCACACUACUCAGACCGAACUUGGCGUUAUCCGACGUGACCUACCCCAUCUACUUGCAUUCAUCAACCGCACGUCACUACAGCCUACGCCAUCAUGUCACCGCCGGCACUGCAGACGCCGCUUUCGAAGUUGCUGGGCAUCCAGUAUCCGAUUAUCCUCGCCGGCAUGGCGCGCACCUCUGGUGGCCCCCUCGCGGCUGCCGUGUCAAACGCUGGUGGCUUAGGUGUAAUUGGUGGUCUCGGAUACACGCCGGAACAGCUCCAAUCGAUCAUUGACGACCUCAAGUCAAACCUCCGAGACAAGAGCCUGCCCUUCGGUGUCGAUCUCGCACUCCCACAAGUCGGCGGCAGCGCACGCAAGACGAACCAUGACUACACGCAUGGACAGCUCGACGAUCUUAUCGAAGUCACAAUCAAGAAUGGCGCAAAGCUGUUUGUUAGCGCUGUUGGUGUACCGCCCGAGCGGACGAUCAAGAGGCUUCACGAAGCAGGCAUUUUGAUCAUGAACAUGGUCGGACACCCCAAGCACGCGAAAAAGGCACUAGAUGCAGGUGUGGAUAUCGUAUGCGCCCAGGGUGGAGAAGGCGGAGGACACACCGGCGACAUUGCGAACAGCAUCCUAAUACCAUCCGUCGUGGACGUCGCGCGCAAAUACAAGAGCCCGCUCACCGGCCAGCCAGCCAUUGUAGUGGCCGCGGGAGGCAUCUACAAUGGCCGCAGCCUGGCAAGCAGCUUGAUGCAAGGCGCACAGGGCGUAUGGGUUGGCACGCGAUUCGUGGCAUCAACUGAAGCUGGCUGCUCGCAAAUGCACAAAGAGAACGUGGUCACCGCCGACUUCACAGACACCGGCCGGACACUCGUUGUCAGUGGCCGACCGUUGCGUGUCAGGUACAACGACUACAUCAAAGAAUGGCACGAGCGCGAGGACGAGAUCAAGAAGCUGACGGAGGCGGGUAUUGUGCCGCUGGCGAAGGACAUGGACGAUGGAAAGGACGUGGAUAUCCCGUUCCUGAUGGGCCAGGUUGCGGGGGUUAUCGGCGAUAUCAAGCCUGCAAAGGAGAUUGUGGACGAGAUGGUGCAAGAGGCGAUCGACAUGCUGAAGCUAGGCCAGACGUACAUUGGAGGGCCGAGUAGUAAACUGUAGGUAAUAAUUGUAGAUUUAUUUGUAUUUUGAUAAUGGUGCCUCGCAUCUCGGUCCCUGUGUUGAUGUGUAACACAACGUUGGAAGAAGCGCAUACAUGCAUCCGGCUCUUGGUCGAAGAACACAUUGCACAAACGUUAU